CUCUCUGUCCAGGGAGGACCUCUGCGACACCAUCGAGGGUCUGGAGACCUACGGGGUCAUGGGCUCCCUGGCCGCCUCCGUGUCCGGGUCGUCUCGGCUGGUGCCGGGUCAGGGGUCAGGGGUCGCGGUGGGCACGGUGUUCGAGCUGGCCAAGGAGACGCGGUACUGCGCGGUGUGCAGCGACUACGCCUCGGGCUACCACUACGGCGUGUGGUCCUGUGAGGGCUGCAAGGCCUUCUUCAAGAGGAGCAUCCAAGGCCACAACAACUACAUGUGCCCGGCCACCAACCAGUGCACCAUCGACCGCAACCGCAGGAAGAGCUGCCAGGCCUGUCGCCUUCGGAAGUGUUACGAAGUGGGCAUGAUGAAAGGAGGUAUGCGCAAGGACCGUGGGAGCCGGGUAUUGAGGCGCGACAAGCGGCGUGGCGUGGCCGGCGACCGGGACAAGGGUGCCAGGCAGCUGGAGAACAGGACGUCGCCCCCGCAGGACGGGAGGAGGAACUGCGGCAGCGGCGGCUCCAGAGCGGGCGAGAGAACGGGGGCGGACGUCGGAGGAGCGGCGAGGGGUUCUCGGAUCGGGAUCCCCCCGGACCAGGUGCUCCUGGUCCUCCAGGGGGCGGAGCCUCCCAUCCUGUCCUCCCGGCAGAAGAUGAACCGGCCGUACACCGAGGUCAGCAUGAUGACGCUGCUCACCAGCAUGGCCGACAAGGAGCUUGUCCACAUGAUCGCAUGGGCCAAGAAGGUCCCAGGCUUCCUUGAGCUGUCCCUUCAUGACCAGGUGCAGCUCCUGGAGAGUUCCUGGCUGGAAGUCCUGAUGAUCGGCCUCAUCUGGAGGUCCAUCCACUACCCUGGGAAACUCAUCUUCGCACAAGACCUCAUCCUGGACAGGACUGAGGGGGACUGCGUAGAGGGCAUGGCGGAGAUCUUCGACAUGCUGCUGGCCACCGUCUCACGCUUUCGGAUGCUCCAGCUGAACCCUGAGGAGUUUGUCUGUCUCAAGGCCAUCAUCCUGCUCAACUCUGGGGCCUUCUCGUUCUGCACCAGCACCAUGGAGGCCCUUCACGACAGCCUGGCCGUUCAGGGCAUGCUCGACACCAUCACGGACGCCCUCAUCCACCACAUCGGCCAAUCAGGAUGCUCCAUCCAGCAGCAGUCCCGGCGGCAGGCGCAGCUGCUGCUUCUGCUGUCCCACAUCAGACACAUGAGUAACAAAGGCAUGGAGCACCUGUACAGCAUGAAGUGCAAGAACAAAGUGCCGCUGUACGACCUGCUGCUGGAGAUGCUGGACGCCCACCGUCUCCACCGGCCCGUCAAGGCGGCCUCCCACCCCCGGGGCGGGGGUCCGGGAGACCGCGAGACAGCCUGCACCAGCGGAAGCUCCAGCUGCUCCGAGUUAGGUACCGGGCACCGCGGGGCCGGCGGGCUAGAGGGCCACGGUCGGGCCCCCGGUCCCGGGGUGCUCAUCAGCGGGGGGCCCCUCCACGAGUGUGCGUCCGUCUGAGAGACACGCUGGCAGGGCGCCCCCUUGUGGUGGAUCUGAGUUAUG
Messenger RNA from Gadus chalcogrammus (walleye pollock), 1546 nucleotides. Its product is annotated as estrogen receptor-like. The transcript is spliced from 8 exons. The record is from RefSeq and is a predicted model, not a curated record. Gene Ontology annotation, cellular component: nucleus. Bases 59 to 1501 code for a protein of 480 amino acids. NCBI's taxonomy places the organism in Eukaryota, Metazoa, Chordata, Actinopteri, Gadiformes, Gadidae. Gene Ontology annotation, biological process: regulation of DNA-templated transcription. Gene Ontology annotation, molecular function: steroid binding; sequence-specific DNA binding; nuclear steroid receptor activity.